Aspergillus aculeatus ATCC 16872 is the source of this 2798-nucleotide messenger RNA. RefSeq lists its product as uncharacterized. The coding region runs from base 316 to 2634 and encodes 772 amino acids. Gene Ontology annotation, biological process: guanosine tetraphosphate metabolic process. The record is from RefSeq and is a predicted model, not a curated record. The transcript has a single exon. NCBI's taxonomy places the organism in Eukaryota, Fungi, Ascomycota, Eurotiomycetes, Eurotiales, Aspergillaceae.
CUUUAUCUCCUGUUUUAUUCUCAAAGUAACUAUGAUCUCUUCCCUGCUCAGGUGCCUUGAGGUAUCCAACUACUCGCCCCAACGCUCACUCAAUUUUGCUCUUCUUCAUACGGGCGCGCGCGGACACCGUCUCUCUCUGUAGAGACAGUGAAACUGUUGACGACUUGUGUAUCUCCUUUUCACCCCCCAUCUGCCUGUGUCUUUUCGGAUUCAGUAAACACUGACUGAUCUUAGGGCGGGUUUAGUCUGGGUCUAUCCGCUUCCAGGUGUAGAUCCGACCGCAAAGGAUUACUUGUCGCCCAGUUUGUUGCUGCCAUGGCGCUGCUUCUGCCUCCGAACGAAGCUCGCAACCAAGGCUCCCAAAAUUGCGAAGGCCAAGAGGAUGGCUUUGAGGAAAGAUUGAGUUAUAUGUACGAUGCGUUUCAGGCCAAGGUGGACACAUUGAUGCGCUACACUGAUGAAGUUCUGGAAGUGUGUGCCGCCUCCCUCGCUGCGUCCAACGUCCGUCACACACCGAUCACGAAGCGGAUCAAGUCUUGGGAGUCGGCCAAGGGUAGUAUCCGCCGACAGUACCAAGAGUUGGUCUUAUGGCGGCGUCUGCGCGCCGCCGUCGAAGCCAAGGGCCGUCGGUGGGAAGAAUACUGUCGAGAGAUAGGCCUGCAGACGGCACAGAACGAGAUGAUGGCUCUGCAGACGCCCGCCGACAUGUUCGCCGCACUGCAGGACUUCGGCGGGUUGCGGGUCUCUCUUUACUUCCCGGGAGACGUGGAGCGGGUCGCUUCCAUCUUGCAAGGCCGUGUCCAGGUCGUCAAAGUGACAAACAAGCGUCAAGGCUCCGGUGAGAGAUCAAGGCGACUGCAACAGCUCAUCGACUACCUCCAAACCCCAGAGUCUGUGAACAAUCAUGUCCAUCGGCCUACUCAGGUCAACGACCCAUUGCAACGAGGGUUUGCGAGGACCUUCUCGGGCUACAAAGCGACCCACUUUAUUGUCAAGCUGCGCGAGGAAGAUAUACCCGACGAUCGGAGAUAUGCAUGGAAGGACAUUGUGGUCGAGAUCCAGGUGGGAACGCUCGUGAUGCAUGUGUGGUCAGAGAUUGAACAUGACAUGAUCUAUAAGCCGGUUGAGUCGCAGGGAGAAGGAAUAUCUGACGAUGAGGAGCGUCUGCUGGAUCUUAUCAAUGGCAUUGUAUUGACCGGAGAGGCCGCGCUGCAGCAGUUGGAGGCCAGCACAGCCAAACGACUGAAUCGGCGCGCCGCGAACACGGAUACGAUGGCGAGCAGCUACUUCGAACUCGGCACAUGGAUCGAGAAAGACUGUCAGUUACUGGGAAUGCCGAUCUUCGGUGGUGAGUGGCGGUUAUUAGACCGGCUUUAUGCCAUCCUGAAGGCCAUGGGUAAGCACAAGCACUCCCAGGUGACGGAACUUCUCGAGGCAAUCGCGAGUCAGCAUAAACACACCCGCCAAACGCUGCCCACAGCCAUGCUCAGGGCACUAUGCCGGAGGUCGCCGUUAUACCGGCUCGAGUGGCCCACAAUUGAUGGCUUUACCGUCAUGGUAUUAGCUCAGAACGCCAGGCUUUGGGCGAUUCGCCUUGUACACAGUCUGAAUUGGGCUAUAUAUCUCGGCGUGGGCGAGGCGUUCCUCAACAUCAAUGUCCAGCGCCCGCCGCCUUCGCUUGUGUCCUUUCUUGAUAUUUUACACCCAGACUCGCCACAAUACACAAGCGCAGAAAGUGCAGAAACGAUAGCGGAGUUCUGCCGUGCCAUCCUUGACUCCGCUUAUUGGCCUCUUUCCACAUCGGACAAAAUCAUGGAUGCACUGCACGUAGCGAGGAUGCUGCCGAGAAUGAAUGUGAUAGUGUGCAUCGCUGGCUCUACAGGUUGUCGCUACAUCAUGGUUCCCGACGUGAUUAGUCAGAUGCUGCCACUCGGCGACUUAUCGAGUCAUGGAAUCGACCGUCCUUUCGAUGCAAGCGAGCUUUACGGCGUCAUUGACUUUAUAAAUUUCUAUUUAACCCAUGAAGGCGACAAGGUUAACUUCAACAUCCACCUCUGGGACCGCUUGACAGGACCGUCGGUCAAUCCACCGAGUAGAACUCCGGCAUACAACCGCUUCUUCGUACCCCAGCGAGCGGAUCAACAUAGUAAGUUAGGUCUCUGGCAGCUGGUUGACUGCCCUACACAGCUGGAAGUGCAGCUAGUGGAUUUCGAUGAUUUGAGCCAAGCCAGAAAGGAGCUUCAUCGGCGCCUUUAUGAUUCCAUCCCCGGCCCCUUGGAUGAAGUCCUCCAGCUCGCGUGCUGCAUUUUCCCUCCAGACCGUCAUGAGGGAGUGCGUAGAGCCUGGAGCAUGGCGAGGGCGCUGCGGCCCGAAGGAAAUCCGACUCAUAGUCAUCUUGCUCCGCCUCGCUUAUACUCUUUCCUCGGAACUAAGGGAAGAGAUCGUGCAUUGCGGCUGAAAAAUCAAUUAACCAAGCAUAUUCAAGCGGUAUCAGCACGCUUCCGCCCUUCAAGCAAUAGGACCUCCUACACCGAGGCUCAGGAAGGUCUGACAUUGGCCGUUGUACGCGAAAGGAUGAUACAAUGGCGCCCAUCACAGGAGUUGUCUGGUCCUGAAGAGGCAGAUACUUUUUAAUCCCACUCUGCCCCAGUUGCAUCUCACAGAGAACGAGGCCUCCUGUAAUUGGCCUGUCAGCUUAUUUGAUUCAAUUUAAUUUAAGUUUUAUUGAUCUACAUCUUGACCUUAGCUGAUUGUUUUUUUAACUACUGAGCCGUGUACCAAAAGUUAUUGAACUGCCG